AUGCGCGUUGCGGGCUCAACUCUGCAUAAGAUCCCAGGGCCACCGGUGAAAUCUUUCUGGACUGGCCAUCUCAGUCAAUUCUUUGCUCGUGACGGAGAGGACUUUCAGCGACAUUUGGCGAGCUAUGGACCUAUCACCAAGAUCAACGGCUUUCUCGGGCAACCUAUACUGUGUGUCGCAGACCCCAAAGCUCUGCACCACAUCUUGAUUGAGGAAGAGCAUAUGUAUCAAGAGACAGAGGAUUUCAUAUUAGCCAAUACUCUGUACUUUGGACCUGGGCUUACAUCAACACUAGGUCAACAGCACGCAAAGCAGCGCAAGAUACUGAAUCCCGUCUUCUCUAUGAAUCACAUUCGCCGCAUGCUACCGCUGUUCUGCUCUAUCGCUCAUAAGAAGUUACGGGACGCAAUCCGAUAUCGCGUACAGGACGGGCCACGAGAGCUCGAUGUUCUGAGCUGGAUGAAUCGAACGGCCCUGGAGCUCAUUGGUCAAGGCGGUCUAGGGUGCACGCUCGAUCCAUUGGUGGAGGAUAGGAUAGAUCCAUAUGGAGCAGCAUUGAAAGCACUCGCUCCGCUCGCGUUUCGCCUAUCCAUUUUCAUCAAACUGCUACUACCUCUUUCCAAGAGGUUGGUUCCCGGAUGGUUGUGCAGGGCAGUAGUGGAAUCAUUUCCGACUGCAUCUCCCGUCAAUCAACUGACCACGGUUGUCAAAACGAUGCACGAGAGAGCGAAUGCAAUAUACCAGGAGACGAAGCUCAGAGUUGUUGGUGGGGACCCAGAAGUUGUGAAGCAGAUAGACGAACGCAAGGAGCCUGAGUUAUUGAGCUGCCUCAUACGCGCUAACACCGCAGCGGAUGUCAAGGAUCAGCUUUCGGAAGAGGAGAUUGUCGGACAGAUUUCCACGCUCCUCUUUUCGGCGAUGGAUACAACAUCGAACGCGCUCUCGCGCAUCCUACAUCUCUUAGCCCAGCAUCCCCAUGUGCAGCAGAAGCUGAGACAUGAGCUUCUUGAGGCCAAUGCUGCCGAUGGACUAUCAUAUGAAGAGCUGAACAAGCUCCCAAUCUUGGACAGCGUCUGUCGGGAGACGCUAAGGCUUCACCCCCCUGCUACUUUCAUAUUUAGAGUGGCGACGAAGGACACCGUCCUUCCUCUAUUCAAACCGAUCACCUUGACAGAUGGUCGCCAAAUAAGUGAAAUCCCUAUAGCCAAAGGCUCGGAGAUCCUUCUCGAGUUUCUCGGAUGUAAUAUUAGCCAGAGCUUGUGGGGCGAAGACUCCCUCGAGUGGAAGCCCGAGCGUUGGCUCUCCGAAAUCUCGACUAAGGUGGCGGAUGCUCGCGUCCCUGGCGUCUACUCUCACUUGAUGACAUUCGCCGGCGGGAAGAGGGCUUGCAUCGGGUUCAAAUUCGCCGAAAUGGAGAUGAAGACCGUUCUAUCUGUCCUUGUGUCAACAUUCACAUUCGAAUUAAGCGACAAACCCAUUGUAUGGAACAUGGCGGGCAUAAUGUACCCAACAGCCGGAAAGGAAAGCAGCAACCCCUCGUUGCCCAUGAAAGUCGGCCUGUACAAUGUACGACGAGUGUAA
Molecule: messenger RNA, 1581 nt
Organism: Fomitopsis serialis
Lineage: Eukaryota; Fungi; Basidiomycota; Agaricomycetes; Polyporales; Fomitopsidaceae
Product: cytochrome P450
Exons: 14
Coding region: 1-1581 (526 amino acids)
Molecular function (GO): iron ion binding; heme binding; oxidoreductase activity, acting on paired donors, with incorporation or reduction of molecular oxygen
Source: RefSeq, a predicted model, not a curated record